AGUGCAUUUGAGCAAAAAUGAGCAAAAAUGAGCAAAAGUAAGCAAAAAUGAGCACAACCGGCAACAGAAAAAAUCCGGCUUCAUUCCUAGCUUUUAGAAUAUACCAUGAGGACGGACACAUCCACACGCAGUUCGGAUGGCCAAGAGCUGGUCGAUGUCGAUAGUUAUCGCGCGAUAGUGAAACAAGCGACGGAAUUGCGUCGCUUUAAAACUGCCCUGUUCUGGGCCGAGAAGGUCACUGUCCUCAGCAACGACGAUCCGCGCGAUGUGUACUGGGAGGCACAGUGUAUGUUUCACCUGCGGGAGUACCAACGGGCUGCGAAGAUCAUCUGUAGUCGGGAGCUGGAGAAACGCAACCUACUCUGCCAGUAUCUGGCCGCCGAGUGUAUGACCGAGGCGAAGCAGUACCAGGCCGCGCUGGAUAUCCUAAGCUCGGUGGAUAGUGAAACGCUUUCCGUGGCCACCACAACGGUGCGCGAUGAGGGCACGGAUGGAUCGGAAAUCACCGGUGGUCUUGGAUACGAUGAGCCAAACAGGAACGAAAUCUUGGCCUCGGUGUACUACCUCAAGGGCAAGGUGCUAGAAGCCAUGGACAACCGUUCACUAGCGAUGGAUUGCUACGUACAGGCCUUGAACAAAUCGGUAUACUGCACGGAAGCGCUCGAUGCCCUCGUGCAGCACGAUAUGCUGAUGGCUUGGGAGGAAAAGGAGCUUCUGCAGCAUAUUCUAGGGCCCCAGCAAUCCAUGGAACCAGAGCGAAAGAUUCUGAAGCGGCUCUAUGAGAGCAAGUUGAAGAAAUACUACGAAUCGAUUGUUCCGCUAACGAACCCUGAGCAAACGCCUACCCUGCCCGGGAAUCCCAUUAUAUGGCAGGAGUUGAAGGAAAAGAUGAAAAAUAGUAAAAAUACGGAUUUUUCUAGGACAUCGAAGAGCUUCUUAACACCGAGGCAAAAGUCAGAACAGACCAAAAUUAUGUCGCCGGCGAAAAAGCUUCUGGAAGAUAUUAAAAACACUCCAUCGUAUCUCAUUCAUACGUCGCUUACGAGAGCCUCGCUACUGGGAGGUGGCGGAUUUUCCGGCGGUUCCACAGCGCUGGGUGAUACGGGAAUAGCGAAUAACUCGACCCGCAAAGAAACCCCCAUUCGGUUCACCUAUCCACUAACAAGCGUCACUGGAGCGAGUGGCAUUCCGUAUGCUCAAUGUAUGAGUAAGCUGGAGAACAGCAUCGAUCUCUUGACGGCCGAGGCGGAGCAAUAUUUCUAUCGAAGUGACUACAAACGGUGCAUGAAAAUACUGGAUGCCAUCCUGAAACGCGAUCCGUACCACAGGCGAGCGCUAACGGUUCAAAUUGGCUGCUUGGCGGAAACGCGCGCUAUCAACAAGCUGUUCUACGUCGCGCACAAGCUAGUAGACUUCUAUCCAGAUGAUGCAAUCUCGUGGUAUGCCGUCGGUUCCUACUACGACCUCGUCGGCAAGAGUGAUCAUGCCCGUCGCUAUCUCUCCAAGGCGACCUCACUGGACCGCCUAUUCGGUCCGGCAUGGUUGGCGUAUGGUCAUUCGUUUGCGAAGGAAAACGAACACGAUCAAGCAAUGGCAGCCUACUUUAAGGCUACGCAGCUGAUGCGAGGAUGUCACCUUCCUUUGCUGUAUAUCGGUGUUGAGUGUGGCCUAACGAAGAACCCGGAGAUGGCGGAAAAGUUUUUCUACCAAGCGAUGACGAUUGCUCCACUCGAUGUGUACGUGUUGCAUGAGCUAGGCGUCAUUAAGUUUGAAAACGAACAGUACGAGAGCGCCGAGCAGGUACUGCGCAACACGCUCGAUAUGGUGCGCAGUUUGUCGAAGCAAAACGGUGAGCAUCUAUCCGUGCGCUGGGAGGCUGUGCUGAACAACCUUGGUCACUGUUGCCGAAAGAACAAGAAGUACGACGAAGCGCUGGAGUACCAUCGCUGGGCGUUGUCGCUGAAUCCGCUUAACGCCAAAACAUUCACCGCGAUCGGGUUCGUGCAGGCACUUACCGGACAGCUGAGCGAUGCGGUUGAUUCAUUCCAUAAAAGUUUAUCCCUCAAGCGGGACGAUGUGUUUACCACCACGCUACUGAAGCAGGUCAUUGAGGAUUUGGCGGAGGAGCAGGAUGUACCGUUCUUUUCCCUGGAAAGUGCCGAUGAUGAGGAGAACGUCGACAAGGAUGGCACGACGGUGGAGGAUGAAAUGUCAGUGAACUCGGUUGAAAAGCCGUCCAAUGUUCGGCCUCAUCCAAUUGCUACGGAUAACGUUCUCUUACCGAGUCGGGUAAAGUUGCGAUUCGAUGAGUGUGACUCGAAUGUGUCCGCACUAAGCGAUACGAGUGCCGAUGAUAUGAGCAUGGAUAUUUAGGAUGGGUAUUGCUGCAAGCAUGUCUUUGGUUAUCGAUUCCGAUCGCCGAGACUCUCGUUGUUUGAUGUAUUAUACUAUUGCUUAAUAUCCAAUAGAGUGUGAAAUACAAAGUCAUGUUGAUC
Molecule: messenger RNA, 2495 nt
Organism: Anopheles darlingi
Lineage: Eukaryota; Metazoa; Arthropoda; Insecta; Diptera; Culicidae
Gene: Cdc16
Product: cell division cycle protein 16 homolog
Exons: 4
Coding region: 106-2373 (755 amino acids)
Biological process (GO): cell division
Molecular function (GO): protein binding
Source: RefSeq, a predicted model, not a curated record